GCAGCAGCGCAUGUCAAGGAUGGUCCCCAAACUGGUACGUGUGUUCACUUGUUGUCAAAGCUCCAAUGUUAUGUAUUUAUUUAUUAUACUCAAGUUAUGUCCGUAACUCCCCCCAUCCCCAUGCUGGGGGCUACUGCCAGCCUACUUCCAUAUGGGCUGUGACCUCACAGAGUUAUCCCCACCCACCGGACUAUGAUCUCACGGCGCUGCCCAUGUGAGCCAGCGGCCAGCACUUUGUCUCUCCCAGUGCGGUCGUGACCAGCUUUGAGCGAUGGUUGUCGACAGCUUUCUCCUUAUCCCCAGCCUCCUGCUCCUGGUGGCUGGGCUGUCUCUGCUCACCCCUCUCUGGCGCCGACAGGGUUCUGACCGGCGCCGGCAAUGGUGGACAUGGUGGCUGCAAGUGGUGGCAUCAAAGUCAGGUGCUGAGAGGCAGACAGGCACGCACAGGAGCCCCCUGUGCAGGCCACGUUGCUCCCAGCAGCAAGCGUCACGAUGGCAGGGCAGUCCCAUCCUGCCCCAUCCCGUGCAGCCAGGAAAGACCCAGCCUUUGUUGCUGCGCAGUCUGUGCCCCUCUCUUCACAUGGACUCUGCCACUGGUACCACGAGCUCUGCGGGGAAACCUGUCAGGCUUCCCAGACAGGACCAGCGCCCGCAGGUUCUGGUGGCACGCGGGACCCCCAGGACGCUCAGUCAGCGUCCUAGGCUAGGCGGUGGAGUUAAAGACCUGCCACCUGAGAUCUCUAACUUCACAAAGCCACCAGUGAAAGGGAUGGUCUUCCAGGAGGGCCUCGUUCAAACAGAGGAGAGAAAACGCUGGUGGGACUACAAGACCAAAAGGCUUUUUUGGCGUAUGCUCUCCUCAGCACUUCCCAAAGUGCACAAGAAACCAGGAGCAGCAGCAAGACCAUCCCAAGGACCAGUUUUGAGCCUGGAGAGAAAAGCAGAUGGCAAAACUGAAGCCUGCCAGCCCUUCAACUCUGGCUUCCGUGACAAGAGGAGCACAGAGAAAUCAGACAUGCUCGCUAUGGAAGGGCUGUACCGGCAGCUCCUGGUGUCCCUAAAACGAUCCAACACUAACAACAAAUGCUACAAGUCAGGCGGCGGAAAUGAAGAGCAACCACCGGAUACCUCUUCCUGCACGCUGCCACCAGUGAAAGGGACGAACAUGCAUGAGAACAUCCUUCAAACAGAGGAGGGGGAAUGCUGGUGCAAGAGCAAGGCCAAGAGGCCUUCUGAGUAUUGUAUAGCUUCCCCAGCACUUCGCAGAGUCUAGAUGGAAGCCUGAGCAGCUGCAGAACCAACACCAGGACCAGCUUCAGGCCUGGAGAAAAGGAGACAGCAGAACUGAAACCUGCCAGUGCCUCAACUCUGCCUUCAUUGUCACGGUUUUAUAGUUGACAUAUUAGUAGAGAACUGAAUCUCAGCUCUAAGAUCAUCAUUUGCAUCCUACCAUUUCAGACUGAGAUCUUUCAGAUUUUUAAAAAGAUAAUUUAAUAAAAUUAAAUUUUACACGCUAGCCUUCAGAGAAUUGUUAUCCUUAUUUCUUG
Molecule: messenger RNA, 1547 nt
Organism: Meleagris gallopavo (turkey)
Lineage: Eukaryota; Metazoa; Chordata; Aves; Galliformes; Phasianidae
Source: RefSeq, a predicted model, not a curated record